This is a messenger RNA of Pseudovirgaria hyperparasitica, 1764 nucleotides long. RefSeq lists its product as uncharacterized. The coding region runs from base 1 to 1764 and encodes 587 amino acids. Lineage: Eukaryota; Fungi; Ascomycota; Dothideomycetes; Acrospermales; Acrospermaceae. The transcript has 4 exons. The record is from RefSeq and is a predicted model, not a curated record.
AUGACGACCGCACUACCACACUUUGACUGGUCUCAGCGUAAGGGGAAGCAGCAGAAGUAUGCAGUCGUUCCCUGCAUCUCGGACCCUACGUCAGGGGUGAAGAUGGAGAAUGACGACGGCUCGGGACCUAUCGUGUUUGGCCAAAGACAUGAAGCAAGCUCAAUGGAACUGUUCUUCGACCUGUUCUUUGUCGCAAACCUCGCCUUGUUCACGCAGUACCACAUCAUAAUCGAGCACUCCGGUUUUCUUGGGUACAUAGAGUUCUUCUCCAUCCUGUGGGGUACUUGGUUUUCCGUGACUCUUUUCGACGUGCGGUUCGCUUCGGACAGCCUCUACGAACGCGCUUGCAAAUUGAUACAAUGCGCCGUCUUUGUCGUCCUAUCUCUCGUAGGGUCGCAUUUUGAACCAGGGACCGUCCAGACGUAUGGCCAGAGCGAAACUCCAUCGAAUGACACAUUCCGCAUACUGAGCUAUGCGUUGGCCACGAGUCGAGCGCUUCUAGCUAUCCAGUACAUCGUUGUAGCUGUCUUUUGUGCCCGGAGGGGAUACAGAAAGGUGCUGGUUCCAGUUGGUCUCAACGCAUUAUUUUACUGUAUCUCCGCAGUGGCUUUUGGCUUGAUGACACUGGCUUUUCGUAGAAUCCCGUUCCUCUCCAACGUUUACAUUGUCUGGUAUGUCAUUCUCGCACUGGAGAUUGCUGGUGUUCUGUCUGUGUCGACUGUCUGGCGUGAUCUUGGGUUCAAGUUGACCCAUCUGGUCGAGCGCAUGAGCUUGUUGACACUCAUCAUAAUCGGUGAAGGUAUACUGGGUGUUGGCAAGACCAUUUCCAUCAUCCUGAGAACGCAUGAAAAUGCGGAGUACUAUGGAUUGAUAUUCGUGAUCCUGCUAAUAAUCAUUUUCCUAUGGAUGAUAUACUUUGACAAUACUCCUCACGGCCAUUUCGGCACCAUACGCCAACAAAUAUGGGCGUUUCUUCAUUUCCCAUUGCACCUGUCCAUCUUAGGGAUCGUUGAAGGUGCACAGCAACUCGUGCGUGGACGGUACUGGAUACACGAGGUCAUAGACAUCGCCACAAUGGUGCACGAAUACUGUUUAUCCGGCCUUGACGGCACAGAGCUAAGCAAUGCUCUCGCCAGUUCUAUCACAAGUUACAAGUUUGAAGACAAAUCUAUCGCCGGGUCAGACCUUCCCGACCUCAUGAGAACGUUGGUAACCAUAUCAAACACGCCUGGCCUCUGCAACAGCACCUCAAUCCGAGACUUGCCGACCUCCUGGACCUUUGAUGAAUUAUAUGCUGCAAUCAAUGGAACAGCACUAUUCGAUCUGGUAGCAAACUUCGGAUCGGCACUCUAUGGCUCCACAAUCGUGGACAACAACUGGCCUACGCAGCGGACACUGGACUCGGUCAACAGAGACGAAUGGUCUGUGCCAUACAGCUACUUCUGGGGAUCUCUGGCCAUAUUCGCGUUUGUCUCGCAUAUCCUCAUCUCCCUACGACGCAAGACCCGUGCCGACAUCUUCCUGUUUGUGCAAACCCUGUCGCGCAUCCUGGUGUUGGCUGUGGCCAUAGCAUUGGGUGUUGUCGGGUCGUUCAACGACACCUUCUACUACAACUUUACGGACUCACCGUCUGUAGUCACCAUCGCAAUGGGCUGUCUAGCUUUCGUCUUCAUAUCCGACUACAUCGGAAGAGUCGCGAGUAACUGGCAGGUAGGCAAGCGGAAUGAGCGACUGGACAUUGAUGACGAAGGCGAGAAGCGCUAG